Molecule: messenger RNA, 5200 nt
Organism: Drosophila innubila
Lineage: Eukaryota; Metazoa; Arthropoda; Insecta; Diptera; Drosophilidae
Gene: stj
Product: voltage-dependent calcium channel subunit alpha-2/delta-3
Exons: 24
Coding region: 365-3781 (1138 amino acids)
Cellular component (GO): voltage-gated calcium channel complex
Molecular function (GO): voltage-gated calcium channel activity
Source: RefSeq, a predicted model, not a curated record
CGUCAGUGAAACUUGAUGCCAGCCAUCAGCCAAAAACAGUAUACAGAGAAAAGUUUUUCCAGGCCUCCAGAAUUUUCACACAAAACGAAACGUGCAACGGUACCGACACUCAAAAGAAACGCAUUUAAAACUUGAAAAAUUUCGAAAAAUUCGUAGAAAAUGUUCGGAGUCUAAGAAAACUGUAAAAAAUUGGUGUAAAAGUGCGAAAUGAUUGUGUGUUUGGCGUGAACGACAGGCAAAAGUCGUAGCCUAAUAAGGUAACGAUAUGUCCAAGUGUGUGAUUGUGCAGAAAAUUGGUCUACAAUUAAAUUAGGCCGGAUCAUAUUUAUGUCGUGGUCCAGAUCAACGCUGGCAGUACAGCAUUAUGGCCAGACCAGUUUGGGCCUGGAGGCGUCUCUGCCUGAGUCUUCUAUUUGUGUUCAUCUACUGUGCGCCUGGCGUCAAUCUACUGCCUGGCGGAUAUAUCAACUACAAUCUCGUGCACUCAUGGGCGGACAAGCUGGGCUUGGAGCUCUUUACACUGGGCGAUUUUAUCACCAGGCGCAAGGAGGUGCAAGAAAGCUUUAAAGAAGCCAAAGUGGUGACGCGACAAGGUGGGACACUUGUCGAAAUUAUGGCCAAGGAAGUAGAAAUGAUGAUGGACCUCAAAGUGAGCGCCGUGCGUCGAAUUAUGGAUACCGCCGAGAACACAGCUCUGACACAUCAAAAUGAUAUGGCUGAUAAGAUGUUUUCAUACUACAAUGCCAAAGAGAUGGCGGAACCGGGUGAACCGACACCACCACCUCCCACAACACCACCGGAUAUGGAUGAUCAGAUUGGCGAGCCCCUCAUUUAUGUUCCGCCCAAGGUGUUGGUUCUGGAACCUAGACCAGAAUUUCAUAAUGCGUCGGUCAACUUCAGCGUCAGUUCAGUUCACGUGCCAGUGAAUGUGUAUGAUCGAGCAUCGGAUGUUAUAAAGGCGAUUCAAUGGUCGGAGAAUUUGGAUCAAAUAUUUCGUGAUAAUUACAAAAACGAUCCAAGUUUAUCGUGGCAAUUUUUUGGCAGUUCGACAGGCUUUAUGCGUCAAUUCCCUGCAUCGAAAUGGAAGAAGGACGUGCCGGUUGAUCUAUAUGAUUGCCGUUUACGCUCUUGGUACAUGGAGGCAGCGACAAGCCCAAAGGAUAUUGUUAUCCUAAUGGAUACAUCUGGUUCUAUGUUGGGACAGAGGCUAGAUAUCGCAAAGCAUGUUGUCAAUACCAUACUCGAUACGUUAGGUACAAAUGACUUUGUGAACAUCUUAACCUUUGAUAAGGAAGUCAAGCCGAUUGUCGGAUGUUUCGAGGACACACUGAUUCAAGCAAAUCUGGGCAACAUACGUGAACUGAAAGAAGGGAUUGAAUCGAUUAAACCCACAUCGAUUGCCAAUUAUACCGCCGCACUCACAAGAGCUUUCGAAAUGCUGGAAGAGACGAAGAUUAGUUCGCGCGGAGCGCAAUGCAAUCAGGCUAUUAUGAUAAUCGGUGAUGGGGCACCUGAAACUAAUCAAGAGGUCUUCCAGUUAUACAAUUGGCGUGAUCCGCCCUAUAGGCCGGUGCGUGUGUUCACCUAUUUGAUUGGCAAAGAGGUGGCGAAUUGGGAUGAUAUACGGUGGAUGGCAUGCGAGAAUCAGGGCUAUUAUGUGCAUCUUAGUGAUACAGCUGAGGUACGCGAAAUGGUAUUAAAUUAUAUACCGGUAAUGGCUAGACCACUGGUAUUGGGUAGGCAUCAUCAUCCGGUCAUAUGGACACAGGUUUAUGCAGACCUUGAGGAAACAAAACUCUCCGAUCAUUUGUGGGACAUCAAACAAUGCGAGGAACAGAAGGCUGAUGUCCUUGAAUUCAGACGAGUUCAUUUCGACAUGUUGCAAGCUAGCGAAAUGCAUAAACGCGAAUAUCGACGUAUGAAGGAGACCUGGAAUCAACCAGUAGACUCGAAUGUCUAUCAAUUUAUGACUACAGUAUCUAUGCCAAUUUACGAUCGACGCGAAAAUGCGCUCAUUAAUCUAACGACCGAUAUAAAUCCGGCUGCGAAAAUAAACCUUCAAGUUACAAAAAUUGCCAAUAUACUGGGCGUGGCUGGCACCGAUGUACCCAUAAAUGAAAUUAAAAAAUUGCUAUCGCCGUUUAUGCUUGGCGUAAACGGCUAUGCGUUUAUAGUAACCAACAAUGGUUAUGUACUAUUCCAUCCAGAUUUUCGUCCAAUUUUCCAAGGAUAUAUAUUAAAACCAGCUUACAAUAGCGUUGACAUGGUUGAAGUGGAGCUACUAGAUGACGAUCGAAUCGCCAGAAGCUUUAAUCCAGUACUAUUGACGAUACGUGAUUCUAUAAUCAAUCAGUCGACUGGCAGCAAAUGGAUGCUGGUUAAAAAUCAUUUCGAUGAAAUGAAACGUGUGGCUCGCGUUAAGCGCCAGUACUUCUGGACUGCUAUUAAGAAUACCCCAUUCACACUAGUUAUUACAUACCCAGAGCGGUAUGGAGUUAGUCGAAUGGAACCACGCACCGAACAGGACAUACAUCGCACAUAUAUUACGGGCAAAAAUAUACGCAGCUUCUUUGAUGGCAAACGCUGGAAAAUCCAUCCAGAUUGGCUAUUUUGCAAGCAAACCAAUAAGACAUUCAGAACUCCAGAAACUGAACUUUUAUAUUUUGUAGACCGAAUGUCUGAGCCUGGUUGGCAUUGGCCAUCGAGUCGAAGCGCGAUGCCCCCGGAACAUGCGGCGGCCAUUUUUUCUAACAACGCAUCAACUGGCCGUCAUUCAUCAAUUAAUGAAAAAGAAAGAUAUCAUUCUAUCAACGCAUCAACUGGCCGUCAUUCAUCAAUCAAUGAAAAAGAAAGAUACUAUUGUGAUCGUCAGUUAAUGCAAUCACUUGUUUUUGAUGCCCGAGUCACCAAAUGGUUCUCGAAUAACAUCAGCUUCAAUGCCAGAGACAAAGAUGAUAACAGACAUGAAUUUAAACAGCGAUUUGGCAUCACUGUCGCCUUUCUGGCCACACACAGUGGUUUGACCCGCUGGCAUGAGUUCCACACGAAUAUGGCGGAACAACCGGGAGUGGGUGAGAGCUUCGGUCAGAAUAAUAAGCGUGCCAUUGACGAGAUUUGGUAUAAACGUGCCGUGGAUCAAUAUUUUGUUCAUAAGGAAAGCUUUGUCUACUCUGUGCCCUUCGAUGCCGGCGAGGGCGGCCAGGAGAUUAUUGUGACUGCCAGUAAUGCCAUAUUUCAUAACGAGAGCUCCAAAUCAGCACCAGCUGCCGUUGUUGGAUUCCAGUUUCAGCACUCGGCCCUCUACAAACUGUUUCACAAUAUUACGGGCAAUGCUUGUGCUGUGGAUGACAAGGACUGCUAUAUUUUGGAUAAUAAUGGAUUUGUGAUCAUAUCGACACGAGUACACGAAACCGGCCGAUUUUUUGGUGAAAUCAAUGGUGCGAUUAUGAUGCGCUUGGUGGAGGAGGAGGUGUACAAACGUGUCAUUGUUUAUGACUAUCAGGCGGUAUGCUUUGAACCGAAAACCGAUGUGAAUGCCUCCAAUAUAAGUACAGCUGGUUGUGAUCAUAUCGCACUCAAACACUCACUUGAAUACCAUCUGGCGGUCAAUGAGACUUUCUCCUGCUUUAAGCAUGCUCGGGAAUUUAAUCGAGUGCGCCCUCAGAGCUGUAUCAGUCGCCAUGCAAACGAGAGCCACAUCAAGUUGUGCGGAAAGGGUUGCACGAUCUAUGCGAAUCUCAUGCUCUUGCUGCUCAGCCAUGUGUUGAGUCGCUUGCUUUAACGGCGGUCCCAUUAUCUUUAGCUAAUUUUAGGCAAUAUAAAUAUAUAUUGAUACUGUUUUUGUAUUAUAUGGUAGUUGAAAAAGGAGAACGAUUUUUUACUAUACUCAUUAACGCUUAAGCGCUGUUCAUUUUUUUCCACAAUUUGUUCAAAAUUAGCGAUAAGAUGAAGCAUGUACUUAUGUAACUACCAAAUAAUUUGUUUCAAGGCGUGUGUUGUGUUUUAUGUUAACUAUAUAAUGUAACAGUGUGUGUGUUGCCUAUGAUGACCCAGGUAUUGCGCUUUAUACUUAGUAGAAAUUUAAAUACAUAAAGUUAAAUAUCUACAAGUAUAUAUGUAAAUUUAUUAUUAUGCUAAUAACCUACAAAUCCAACAACGGCCUUAAUCAACUCAUUAAAAAAAUUGUAAAUGCCGAACGCUGUUAAAUAGGCAAUAACUGCACACACUGUUCAUACCAACUACUGCCCAUGUUAAGUGUGUGUAUGAGUGUGAGAGUGUCUGUGUGCAUGAGUGUUGUUGUGUGUGUGUGUGUUGUAACCUAAUUUAAGAUUGCCACAUUUGUAUGUAACACUUAGCUAAUUAUUAUGUUAAAGAAACACCUAUCGGUAAAGCGAACCAUAAUGAACCAUUUAAUACACAUACAUUAAGUGUACUCAAACCAGGUAUAUUGAAUAUGUAUGUUUAAGUAGCUUUUGUAUAUUUGCUUAGCUUAGCCAACUAAAGAUACAACUAAUAUACAUAAUUUAAUAAAAAAAAAACUAAAAAAAUAAACUAAAAGGCGCUUCAAGAGUUCUGCUUGAAAAGGCAUCAAAAAAAAAAAUACUUUUAUAAACAUUCGUUAUAACUAGCGUUAAUGCCUAAAACCAUUUAUAUCAUGAGCAAAAUCCUAAAGAUACCAAAAUUUAUUGUUUAUAUAAGGCAUAUAUACAAAAAUAAUUAUAAUAAUAAUACUAAUUGAAAUCUAGCAUAACCCACAAGUACCUAUUAUAAAACUUUUUAUUAAAUACUUCUAACUAUCUUGAUACGAGCUACGAGCCAAAGAACUGAGCAGAAGCAGCAGCAUCUAGAAAAUUUAGAUUAUAUAUAAAAAAAAAAUUAAAUAAUUUAAUUAACUAGUUGAAAUUUACCGAAUAAUAAGCAAUAUUCAUAAAAAUCAAUUUUUAAAGCAUUAAGACAAACUCAAAUACCAGCUUUACACUUAUUAAUACACACCCAGAACGGUUUUGCUCCCGAUUUGAAUAUAAAGCUUUAGAUCGCAAAAUUAAAGUCUCUUAUUUUUUUAUAGGAUUGGAGUACCUACCUUACCUACAUUGUUCAAUGACUCAUCAAUUUGUUAUUUAAUAUUUACUCUAAGCAUAAUUUCUUUAUUAUUUGUCUGUAUACAAGAAACUCAAUAAAAUUGUCCCAUUUCGUAUUUUAA